This is a messenger RNA of Rhinopithecus roxellana (golden snub-nosed monkey), 2057 nucleotides long. RefSeq names its product glycoprotein Ib platelet subunit beta (gene GP1BB). NCBI's taxonomy places the organism in Eukaryota, Metazoa, Chordata, Mammalia, Primates, Cercopithecidae. The coding region runs from base 1024 to 1746 and encodes 240 amino acids. The record is from RefSeq and is a predicted model, not a curated record. The transcript is spliced from 2 exons.
UGUUCCCGACCCGGAGACGCGGGGCCACAGCCCCCAGCUGACCCUAAUUUAUUCUCAGCACCACCCCCUCCCAGGUCAUUGGUAUCUGCUUCCGAGGGGCCUGGACCGUAGCCCCCGCCCAGCUGGCCCUCUCUGGCCUUGGGGGAUCAGGAGCGAAGUUGGGCGGGACUUCAAAGAUCCGCCUCUCUUGCCCUUCCCCCGCCCCCAGACGGUCACACCACCCAAACUGCAGGCCCUGCUCUAGCAGGCAGGCAAACCUAGGCAGAAGAGGAUUUCCAGGGUUCUGGGUCUGUUCUCUGCCCCAAUGCUGCAGAACGGACUUGGGAGCCCUCCUUUGCCUGCUCCCGCGGGUCACCCAGCAAGUGCUGAGACCCCAUUUUCUGUCGAGGCUGGCCGGGUCUUCCCUUAGCCCCAGAAGCCCAGCGGGCAGGGUUGGGCUGAAUCACAUGGGAGCUCUCCAGACUUAAGGAGGUGAGAGGCUGCAAGGAGGGCGGGCCGUGACCAUCCACACCCCUUCUCCACAGCCCGGCCUGACCUGGAGGACCCCCGGGGCACUGGGCGGUGAGCCACCUCCUGGCAACUCUCGGUGCCGUCCCCUGCCCUUGCUCGAGGCCUCUUCUCCCCAGCACAGCUGUGGUGUGCCGGGAUCCCGAGCCUCGGCCUCCUGAUCUUACCACCCGCAUGAUCCCUUCCCGCCACACGAUGCUCCGUUUUGUUCCGUUGUGAAUGCCGCGUCCUGUCCUGGUGACAGGAGAACAAUGUUGGUGAACGUCGCAGCGGGUGUCCGAGUGCUCCGUGUGCCCCUGAAAGCGGGUGGGAGCGGAAGCCCCGGCGGCCUGCGGCCUCCGGCGAUAGUGUGGUAUCUGCCGCUGCAGCACGAGUCCGCGCGGCCUCUGGGCUAUUUCUGGCCAGGCCGCAGCACUGUGGUCCGUGCGGGCGUGGCGGGGGCGGGAGCGCCUUAUCGCUCGGCUCUCCCGCCUAGGCGUCCCGCUCCAGAGUAAGCUGGGCCGCCGUCUUCUAGCCAUGGGCUCCGGUGAGUCUGGAGUCCGGUCGGGUCCCCGGCUGCUCCCUAGGCCGACCCGGGUUGAGAGGCGCUCUGGUCCUUUGGCUGCAGCUGGGAGAGACUUGGGGCCGCGCGGGGCGCUGAGCUUACUGCUCCUGAUGCUGGCGCCGCCGAGCCGCCCGGCCGCAGGUUGCCCGGCGCCCUGUAGCUGCGCGGGGACACUCGUGGACUGCGGGCGCCGCGGGCUGACUUGGGCCUCGCUGCCGACCUCCUUUCCUGUCGACACAACCGAGCUGGUGCUGACCGGCAACAACCUGACGGCGCUGCCGUCGGGGCUGCUGGACGCGCUGCCCGCGCUGCGCACCGCACACCUGGGCGCCAACCCCUGGCGCUGCGACUGCCGCCUUGUGCCGCUGCGCGCCUGGCUGGCCGGCCGCCCCGAGCGUGCGCCCUACCGCGACCUGCGUUGCGUGGCGCCCCCAGCGCUGCGCGGCCGCCUGCUGCCCUACCUAGCCGAGGACGAGCUGCGCGCCGCUUGUGCUCCCGGCCCGCUCUGCUGGGGGGCGCUGGCGGCGCAGCUUGCGUUGCUGGGCCUUGGGCUGCUGCACGCGUUGCUGCUGGUGCUGCUGCUGUGCCGCCUGCGGAGGCUGCGCGCCCGCGCCCGCGCUCGCGCCCGCGACGCACUCCGGCUGUCGCUGACCGACCCACUGGUGGCCGACCGAGACGGAACCGACGAGUCCUGAGGAGAGAACCGGCGCGUCCUGAGGAGAGAACUGGCGCUGGGCAACGCGGACCUGCAAACUCGACCGGACGCUACCCGAGGGGCCCUCGCGCCAACCUGGACCGGUCUCCGCCUCCUCCGCUGUCCAAUCUCUCAUACCCACCCCACCUGCAGGCCCAGACCACGUGGGACAGAACUCCUGCCCACCCUGCCCCGAGGGAGGCGAACCCACACCUCCAGGCUUGGGAGGACCAUGGGGCACAAUGCUGUCCAGACCCUGCCUGCGUCUCCCCUCCAAACUCUGGUGCUGAAUAAACCCUUCUGGCCUCUGCA